AUGGAUUACUACAGAAAAUAUGCAGCUGUCCUGCUGGCCACAUUGUCUGUGUUUCUGCAUAUUCUUCAUUCCUUUCCUGAUGGAGAGUUUAUGAUGCAAGGUUGCCCAGAAUGCAAGCUAAAGGAAAACAAAUACUUCUCCAAGCUGGGUGCACCCGUUUAUCAGUGUGUGGGCUGCUGCUUCUCCAGGGCAUAUCCCACUCCAGCAAGGUCCAAGAAGACAAUGUUGGUUCCAAAAAACAUCACCUCAGAGGCCACAUGCUGUGUGGCCAAAGCAUUCACCAAGGCCAUGGUCAUGGGAAAUGCCAGGGUGGAGAACCACACGCAGUGCCAUUGCAGUACUUGUUAUUAUCACAAGUCUUAAAUGUUUUGCAAAGUGCUGCGUUGAUGAUGCCUGCCGAUUUCCUGGAAUGGAAAAUUAAGUUGUUCAGUGUUUACUGUCUUGUGAGAUAAAACCCUCCUUUUCCUCCCCAUACCAUUUUGACAUGCUUCAAGGAUAGACUGCAGAUUUACUUCCUUGCUUCUUAUCCUGUAGUAGCAUCAGCAGUCUAUUUCUUUUCACUUGGAAUGAAAUAUGGCAUUUAGCUUGUUCCACUGCAAAUAAAGUCAUUGAAAUCAUCA
Messenger RNA from Carlito syrichta (Philippine tarsier), 620 nucleotides. It is a transcript of the gene CGA, whose product is annotated as glycoprotein hormones, alpha polypeptide. Gene Ontology annotation, molecular function: follicle-stimulating hormone activity. The transcript is spliced from 3 exons. Lineage: Eukaryota; Metazoa; Chordata; Mammalia; Primates; Tarsiidae. The record is from RefSeq and is a predicted model, not a curated record. Bases 1 to 363 code for a protein of 120 amino acids. Gene Ontology annotation, cellular component: follicle-stimulating hormone complex; extracellular region. Gene Ontology annotation, biological process: positive regulation of steroid biosynthetic process; thyroid hormone generation.